AUGACGGCCACUCCACCCACUCUCGCUGCCCUCUCGGCGAAAAACCUAUACCUCCAACCUCUUCCCCCAUCGCACACCCCUUUACCGGGAAAAGAGAAUUUCGGGCGAUACAUGCUGUCUAUCCCGUGGAACAACGUCACAGGGUGGGGUCAGGCGACCAUUGAGCCAAGGAGGGAUAUCACUGUAGACCCAUUGAGCGGGGUCAUGCAGUAUGCGGGGACGUGCUUUGAGGGGAUGAAGUGCUAUAAGACCGAAGAGGGCGAUCUGAGGCUCUUCCGUCCUAGCAAGAACUUUGAUCGGCUCAAGCGAAGCGCAGCUCGUCUGGGUUUGCCUUGUGAAUGGGACAAUGAUGAGCUGGUAUCUCUGCUCGCAAAGCUGGUAUCUCUUGAAUCCGACCUGGUCCCGCAGUAUGACGGCGGUAAUCUCUACAUCCGACCCACAAUGAUCGAGACCGGUGAAGCCUACGGUAUCAAGGCAUCGCCGUAUGCCUCAUCCGCGCUGCUGUACAUCGUGACCGCGGUGAACCUGGGCAAGGCACUGUAUGCCAGCGCAGAGGAGGAAGGGAAGGGCAUCAAGCUGGAUGCGUGCAAGGAGUAUAUCAGGGCUUGGCCGGGAGGAACCGGGAGCUACAAGCUCGGUGCCAACUACGGAACCGUCAUGAUCGCCAAGAAGCCUGACUUUGCCAUGUCCCUCUGGGUUCACACUGAGGGCGGCGAAGACUACAUCUCGGAAGCGGGCGCUAUGAACGUGUUUAUCAUCAAGCAAGCUGAAGAUGGAGCCCUCGAGUUUAUCACCAUGUCCCUGUCAAACGGGAUCGUCCUUCCCGGUAUCACCCGUGACUCGAUCAUUGAGCUUCUGCGCAAGCACGGCGCGAACGAGAAGGACUUCCCGCUUGACGGGAUGCUGAGGAACAUCAGGGUAGUGGAGAGGGACAUCAGCAUGUCGGAGAUCACGUCGAGUCUGGCCGAUGGGUCUCUCAAGGGGAUGUUCGGAUGCGGUACCGGUGUCGUGGUCGUGUCGAUCGGUCAGAUCCAGUACGACAACCAGAUGUACACGAUCCCACACAACCCCCUCGUCCUCCUCCUCCGCGAUACUAUCACCGGGAUGCAACGCGGUAAGAUCGAGCACGAGUGGAGCUACAAGGUGCCCGAGUGGAAGGGGGUCAGGGCAGAGGCGGCGGCGGAAAGCAAGGGGAACGACGAGAAGGCGGAGGAUCUGGCCGCUUGA
Messenger RNA from Dioszegia hungarica, 1227 nucleotides. Its product is annotated as branched-chain-amino-acid transaminase. Gene Ontology annotation, cellular component: mitochondrion. NCBI's taxonomy places the organism in Eukaryota, Fungi, Basidiomycota, Tremellomycetes, Tremellales, Bulleribasidiaceae. The transcript has 7 exons. Gene Ontology annotation, molecular function: branched-chain-amino-acid:2-oxoglutarate transaminase activity. The record is from RefSeq and is a predicted model, not a curated record. Gene Ontology annotation, biological process: L-valine biosynthetic process; L-leucine biosynthetic process. Bases 1 to 1227 code for a protein of 408 amino acids.